Messenger RNA from Microtus oregoni (creeping vole), 1989 nucleotides. It is a transcript of the gene Slc9b1, whose product is annotated as solute carrier family 9 member B1. Gene Ontology annotation, molecular function: antiporter activity. Gene Ontology annotation, biological process: proton transmembrane transport. Gene Ontology annotation, cellular component: membrane. The transcript has 12 exons. The record is from RefSeq and is a predicted model, not a curated record. The coding region runs from base 1 to 1989 and encodes 662 amino acids. Lineage: Eukaryota; Metazoa; Chordata; Mammalia; Rodentia; Cricetidae.
AUGAGUGUCAAGAAUCACUCAGCUCCAGGUGAUACCAGCAGCAAGCAAACACAAACACGGAGAAGCAAUGACUGGAAGUUUGUGCAGCCACAGAGUGCAGAGGAGUCACCCCGAGCCGGCCUUGAAGCACCAAAUCCUUGUCUGGCUCUGCUCUGUCCUGCCUGUGGGCAUCCGACUCUCAAACCCACAUCGCAGCUGCUGCUCAGAGAGAGGAGCAGAAGCCAGAACCUUCUGAGAGACAUCACCUCUCCUUCAAGAAAGGAACCUUCAGAAAAUGCAGCCUGCAUCUCCAAGGCCAGAUCUGUGUGGUUGGCCAGCCCUGGCAACAAAGGAGGAGAGGAACUUGAUGUGCCCAACAUAUAUCGAGUACCCCGAUUUAUGAAGUCCUUUAAGGACCCUGCCCCCGGGCCCCGCCCUACUGCUUCCGGGAAAUCCCAGCCCAGUUUCCGUCCUGGAGGUUGGGUCCCUGGCUGUCCUGACGCCCUGCCCUGCGCGAGGCUUCUGGACGACGGUUGCUGGGUCACUGGGCCGAUUCUCAGUGAUCCUUCUGAUAUUUCACAUGAGGAAACGAAGGAAAUGAAACAACAGGUGAACAGAAGUAAAAAUAGUUUUUGUCCUCCACAAGGAAUAUUCAAUAAAGUAAUUACAGAUGGAGUUAUGUUCAUUAUAUUAUGGAUUCUACUCUGGUCCCUUAUUGGUCAAGAUGUUCUCCCUGGUGGAAAUUUAUUUGGACUAUUAGUUAUUUUUUACAGUGCCUUUCUUGGGGGGAAAAUCUUAGAAGUCAUUAGAAUACCUAUAGUGCCCCCCCUUCCACCUCUUAUUGGGAUGUUACUGGCUGGUUUCACCAUCAGGAAUGUCCCGUUUCUUUAUGAGUUUGUCCAUAUUCCUACCACAUGGUCUUCAGUUUUAAGAAAUACUGCCCUUACUAUUAUCCUAAUACGAGCUGGGCUUGGACUGGACCCAGAAGCUUUGAAGCAUCUGAAGACAGUUUGUUUGAGGUUGUCAUUUGGUCCGUGUCUCAUAGAAGCAUGUUCAGCUGCUUUUUUCUCCCACUUCCUUAUGGCGUUUCCUUGGCAAUGGGGGUUCCUAUUAGGCUUUGUUCUAGGCGCUGUCUCUCCAGCUGUUGUCGUUCCCUCCAUGCUGUUGUUGCAAGAAAAUGGAUAUGGUAUUGAUAAAGGCAUUCCAACCUUGCUAGUGGCUGCUAGCAGUAUGGAUGACAUUGUGGCCAUCACUGGAUUCAACACAUUCCUGAGCAUAGUCUUUUCCUCUGGUAGUAUAAUUAGCAAUGUCCUAUCGUCCUUGAGGAAUGUAUUUGUUGGUGUGCUGGUAGGAAUUGUUAUGGGAUUUUUUAUUCAGUAUUUUCCAAGUGAAGAUCAGGUGAAAGUUACACAGAGGCGAGCCUUCCUUGUUCUGAGUAUGUGUAUUUCUGCUGUCUUAGGCUGUCAGUACUUUGACUUACAUGGAUCUGGAGGACUGAUCACACUAGUGUUGUCGUUCAUGGCAGCAAAAAAAUGGGCUAAAGAGAAAGUUGGAGUCCAAAAAAUUGUCGCAAACACCUGGAAUAUUUUUCAGCCACUUCUCUUUGGCUUAGUUGGAACAGAAGUAUCUGUUGAGGCUCUGGAGUCGAGAACUAUUGGUAUGUGUAUUGCUACCUUGGGUUUGGCAUUAUCUGUUCGAAUUUUAGCCACUUUUACACUCAUGUCUUUUGCUGACUUUCGUUUUAAGGAGAAAAUAUUUAUUGCUUUAUCGUGGAUCCCCAAAGCUACAGUCCAGGCGGUCUUAGGUCCUCUGGCUCUAGAAACAGCGAGAAGAGUCGAGGCUCCCCACCUCGAAGCAUACUCAAAAGAUGUGAUGACGGUAGCCUUCCUAGCCAUCCUGAUCACAGCUCCAAAUGGAGCUCUCCUCAUCGGCAUUCUGGGACCCAAAAUACUUGAACGUGGUGAUGUGACAGUCCCUUUAAAAGUAGAUAUAUCAAAUUUUGAACCUUAA